AUGAAAUCUAAGAAGCAGAAGGAAAAAGAGUACGUUUCAAGCAUGGUAUACAACUUGUGGAAAGCCAUAAAGAUGGGCUUAUUGAAUGUCACAUAUCAGGUUGUGGGAGGAAAAAUGACUGAUUUAGGACGUCUUGGUGCCUUCAUCACCAAAGUAAAGAAGGGUAGCCUAGCAGAUGUAGUAGGACAUCUAAGAGCAGGGGAUGAAGUUCUAGAAUGGAAUGGUAAACCCCUGCCUGGAGCUACAAAUGAAGAAGUUUACAACAUUAUUUUAGAAUCAAAAUCAGAACCUCAAGUUGAAAUUAUUGUUUCAAGGCCUAUUGGUGACAUUCCAAGGAUUCCCGAGAGCUCCCAUCCUCCAUUAGAAUCUAGUUCAAGUUCUUUUGAAUCUCAAAAGAUGGAAAGACCUUCCAUUUCUGUUAUUUCUCCAACUAGCCCUGGAGCACUAAAGGAUGCCCCUCAGGUCUUACCAGGACAACUUUCUGUGAAGCUGUGGUAUGACAAAGUUGGACAUCAACUUAUUGUAAAUGUUCUUCAGGCAACUGAUCUACCCCCUCGAGUGGAUGGACGACCCAGGAAUCCCUAUGUGAAAAUGUACUUUCUUCCCGAUAGAAGUGAUAAAAGUAAAAGGAGGACCAAAACAGUAAAGAAAGUCCUAGAACCAAAAUGGAACCAAACAUUUCUCUAUUCGCAUGUGCACCGCAGAGAUUUUAGAGAACGAAUGUUAGAAAUUACUGUAUGGGAUCAACCAAGAGUACAAGAAGAAGAAAGUGAAUUUCUUGGAGAGAUCCUUAUAGAGCUGGAGACAGCCUUGCUAGAUGAUGAACCACAUUGGUAUAAACUGCAGACACACGAUGAAUCUUCGCUACCUCUGCCUCAGCCAUCACCUUUCAUGCCAAGGAGACACAUCCAUGGAGAAAGCUCUAGCAAAAAACUACAAAGAUCUCAGCGAAUCAUUGAUAGUGACAUCUCAGAUUAUGAGGUUGAUGAUGGUAUUGGAGUAGUUCCUCCAGGUUAUAGGUCAAAUACUAGAGAAAGCAAAUCUACAACUUUAACUGUGCCAGAACAGCAAAGAACAGCUCAUCACCGCUCACGAUCUGUAUCUCCUCACCGUGGUGACGAUCAGGGCAGGCCCCGUUCCCGGUUACCAAAUGUGCCAUUACAGAGGAGUUUAGAUGAAAUUCAUCAAGUAAGAAGGUCACGUUCUCCAACUAGACACCAUGAUGCCUCCCGAAGUCCAGUUGAUCACCGAUCCAGGGACAUGGAUAGUCAGUAUUUAUCAGAACAAGAAAGUGAGCUUCUUAUGCUGCCCAGAGCAAAACGAGGACGAAGUGCAGAGUGCCUACAUACGACCAGACAUUCUGUUAGGCACUAUAAAACUUUACCAUCAAAGAUGCCUUUAAUAGAGAAUGGCACUCAUUGGAAUAUUUACAGCUCAGUUCUGCCUGCAUGUGCUAAGAUCCAAUCAAUGGUUAGACAGGAUAUUUCUCUUCUUGAUGACUGCCUUAAUGCACAAGAAUUGAGAUUUCCUGAUGAAAUAUUGUUUAAAAGGAAAUGGAAUGAACUACAGCCCUCCCUUGACAGGGCUAGGAGUGCUAGUACCAACUGCUUGAGACCAGAUACUAGUUUGCAUUCACCAGAACGAGAAAGGCAAUCUCGAAAGUCGGAAAGAUCUAGCAACCAAAAACAGACUAGGAAAAGCAAUGCAUCUGAUGCUGAAAGAAUACACCAACAAGGAAGUCCAGGACAGUCUCCUCCUGCAGACACAGCCUUCAGUAAUCGUAGGGGAAGACAGCUCCCACAGGUUCCAAUAAGAAGCGGCAGUAUAGAACAAGCAAGCUUAGUAGUGGAGGAGCGAACAAGACAGAUGAAAAUGAAAGUACAUCGCUAUAAACAGACAACUGGGUCUGGUUCUAGCCAAGAACUUGAUCGAGAGCAAUAUUCCAAGUAUAACAUACAUAAAGAUCAAUACAGAAGCUGUGAUAACGUCUCUGCCAAAUCAUCAGAUAGUGAUGUCAGUGAUGUGUCAGCCAUUUCCCGAACCAGCAGUGCCUCACGUCUCAGCAGCACAAGCUUUAUGUCAGAGCAAUCUGAGCGCCCCAGGGGUAGAAUCAGUUCAUUUACCCCUAAAAUGCAAGGCAGACGGAUGGGAACUUCAGGGAGAACCAUCACAAAGAGCACAAGUGUGAGUGGAGAGAUGUACAAACUGGAGCAUAAUGAUGGAAGCCAGUCAGACACAGCUGUUGGCACAGUUGGAACAGGUGGAAAGAAAAGGAGGUCCAGCCUUAGUGCCAAAGUGGUGGCCAUAGUAUCUCGGAGGAGUAGAAGCACAUCUCAACUUAGCCAAACAGAAUCUGGCCACAAGAAAUUGAAGAGCACCAUACAGAGAAGCACAGAAACCGGAAUGGCAGCUGAAAUGAGGAAGAUGGUACGGCAGCCAAGUCGAGAAUCUACUGAUGGCAGCAUUAAUAGUUAUAGCUCGGAAGGGAACCUAAUAUUUCCUGGAGUCCGAUUGGGGGCUGACAGUCAAUUCAGUGAUUUCCUUGAUGGACUAGGACCAGCACAGCUUGUUGGACGACAAACACUAGCAACUCCUGCUAUGGGUGAUAUACAGAUUGGAAUGGAAGAUAAAAAAGGUCAGUUAGAAGUAGAAGUCAUCAGAGCAAGAAGCCUCACUCAAAAACCUGGUUCCAAAUCUACACCUGCACCAUAUGUCAAAGUGUAUCUUUUGGAAAAUGGAGCAUGCAUAGCAAAGAAGAAAACAAGAAUUGCCCGAAAAACCCUGGAUCCUUUGUAUCAACAGUCCCUUGUUUUUGAUGAAAGUCCACAGGGUAAAGUUCUUCAGGUGAUCGUCUGGGGGGACUAUGGGCGAAUGGAUCAUAAAUGUUUCAUGGGUGUGGCUCAGAUUCUUCUGGAGGAACUCGAUCUAUCCAGCAUGGUAAUAGGAUGGUAUAAAUUGUUUCCACCAUCAUCAUUGGUGGACCCAACGCUGGCACCCUUGACUCGCCGGGCUUCCCAGUCAUCUCUGGAAAGUUCAACUGGACCUCCUUGCAUUCGAUCAUAG
This is a messenger RNA of Gracilinanus agilis (Agile Gracile Mouse Opossum), 3063 nucleotides long. RefSeq names its product regulating synaptic membrane exocytosis 1 (gene RIMS1). Bases 1 to 3063 code for a protein of 1020 amino acids. The record is from RefSeq and is a predicted model, not a curated record. The transcript is spliced from 25 exons. Gene Ontology annotation, molecular function: transmembrane transporter binding; small GTPase binding. NCBI's taxonomy places the organism in Eukaryota, Metazoa, Chordata, Mammalia, Didelphimorphia, Didelphidae. Gene Ontology annotation, cellular component: cytoskeleton of presynaptic active zone; presynaptic membrane. Gene Ontology annotation, biological process: calcium ion-regulated exocytosis of neurotransmitter; positive regulation of synaptic transmission; regulation of synaptic plasticity.